AUGUGCUUUUUUUUCCUUUGUAUCAGUUUCCAAGAGCAUCGUAUUACUCCCCUGAAGAUCAGUCAUCGGAAUCUCGUUUCAAUUCUCCUGCGUCGAAAAGCCAAGAUUUUAAACGAGAUGGCGGAUGCACGGAGGGAAAUAAAUGAGGCUUACAAUGACUGGCAAGCACUUUGUAAGGAGUCUCAGGAGUCACCAACGCCGCCAGCUCCACCAUCCUCGUUGACAGGGCGAUCAAGACGUUCUCGCGCUGCCGUGGAGGCCUCCUCCUGGAUUUCCAUCAGUUCGACGACUUCCUCCGCUUCUGUCACACCUCAUGCCGUUUCACCUGCGAAACAUGAUCCCGAUACGGGCGAAAUAUCCAAAUUGCCAUGUGUUGUGGACGUGCAGGAUGAAUAUAAUCGUCGACGUCAGUUGUCCCUAUUGCAUGCCGCAUGGAAAAAGUUCGACCCGAUGCAAGUGACCCUUACGAAAAUUAAUCGUCAACUAGAGGUCCUGGAGCAGAAUCCACCUCGUGACGUGUACUUAACCAAUUCCGAACGAAAUCUCAUUGACUGGCACUUGGCCAAUCUUGAGUUUGCCAACGCUACAGAAUUACAAAACCUCUCCCUCAUUCAUUGGGAUCAGGAUGACGCCUACGAGCUGGGCGGAGACCACUGCAUCGUUCAAGGCGGUUUUGGUCAAAUAAUGGACGUCCUCACCAGUUCCUCUGGUACUUCUGGCACACUGAGACCUGCUGUUGACAACCCCUGUGGUCAAAUUGAACUCAAAUCCUCCGUCAAGGAAAUUUCAAUCAGUGAUUCUGGUGUCAGGGUAUCGUGUUUGAACAAAGCCGUGAGUGAGGAUGAGCUUAUCGCUCACAAUGGCGAUGCAGUGCUCUGCGCACUACCAUUGGGUGUUCUAAAGGAGUCUGUCAAGAUCUUAAAUAGAGAGAGGAAGCCACACCAGACGGAGUUGACAGCGCUCAGCGCCCCCUAUUUUAAUCCCCCUCUUCCUUCGUGGAAAUGCGAGUCAAUUGAGCGGGCUGGCUUUGGAACGCUGAACAAGUUGGUUCUCUUCUUCAAUGACUUCUUUUGGGAUCGCAACGAGCGAUUGGUUCUCUUCUUCAACGACUUCUUUUGGGAUCGCAACGAGCGAGUCUUUGGCUACGUUCAUGACUCCACUGAACGCCGUGGUGAACUCUUUCUUUUCUGGUCCAUCACCGAUAGACCGUGCCUCAUUGCUCUCGUUGCUGGUAAGGCGGCCGUUGCUUUGGAGACUGAAAUUGCUGCCACUGUGGGACCAAAAGGUGAUGAUGACACUGCGGCUUACCUCAAGCUGCCCAUUGUCGCGCGUGCUUUGUCUAUUCUACGCAAGAUUUUUGGCCGACAGAACAUGGGCAAUGUGCCUGAUCCAAUUGGUGCAUACGCUACGCGUUGGACUUCAGACGAGAAUACCCGAGGAUCCUAUUCCUACGUGGCAGUGGGGUCCAGCGGUGAUGAUUACGAUUUGCUAGCAGCACCGGCUUCACCAACGGCGCCCACCUUGCCACUAAGCCUUAGCUCUCCAGCUGCAAUUGUGAAGGGAGAAGAAGGCCUAGCAGAAGUCCCAACCCGGCUCUACUUUUGCGGGGAGCAUACGAAUAGACACUAUCCAGCCUCAGUACAGGGAGCAGUGUUUUCCGGCUUGAGGGAAGUCGCCCGCAUUGCAAACACCUUUUGUCCGGGCGAAACACCAAUUUGGCAGCAUGGGUUUGUGUUGAAAGAGGCGCCAUCUGUGACGCAGCAACAGGAGCCAGCAUUAAUGUGA
Messenger RNA from Hydatigera taeniaeformis, 1785 nucleotides. The record is from the annotation of a GenBank genome assembly. Lineage: Eukaryota; Metazoa; Platyhelminthes; Cestoda; Cyclophyllidea; Taeniidae.